UGUUGCUCUAACUGACUAACAACAAAAUUAAUCGUCAUUUUCUCUCUCUACAGAUUUUUCUCGAUAUACGGAACAAAUUCAUGUUCUAAUUAAAGAAAUAUGUUUACAGGCAGCACAAACAGUGCCCAAAAUAUCUAGGGUUUCAAAUCCCUCCCUCCAUUUCUGGGGGCACUGUUUAUCUUUUCUUUUCCGUCCAUUUUUUUACCUCAAUCUUCAUUAAUAUUUCUCCGGGGAAAAUGAUUUACCCAUUCAGCUCCUUUGGGUCUCCAAGACGUAAUCAAUCUCAUGAUGGUGAAUGUUUUCCCUGGAAAUCUUCAGCUCCGUGGCUAUGACUUUCCUUUUCCUCACCGAGCUGCGAGCGAAUUCUUGGAGCAAUAAUUUGAAUUGAAGCUUUGAUCCGUUACUUAUAAGUUGAGGUGAAGAACCGGGGACUUAGCACAUGACCUGAAAGAAAAUCUGUUGGUAUAUGCCGGGGAAGGUACUGGAGCCUUUGGUUUCCACAAUUUCACAUGUGACAUUUGUUCAUUGCCGGCGCCUGCUCGUAAUUUGUUUGACAGGGGUUUUCCUGGUGACGUUUUACUGUUCAAUGGAACUCGAGAAUCCUCCCACGUCGAUCAGCUUGCCGAAAUUCUGCAACUGCGGCUGCAACUGCAGCUCCUCCACGAUAAAGAGAUCCUUUUCAGAGACUCAUCUCAGAACCGUGAAGCGUAAAUACAAAGAAUUCGAGGAAGAAAGCCGGUUCACCAUUCCAGGGUUCAUCUUCCCACAGAUUGCCCGUGUGGAGAUUGGGAAUGAGUGCACGGCACUUCGUGAGAUGGUCAGCAGCCAGCAGAAGACCAUUCAGGACCUCAUUUCCGAGCUGGAGGAGGAGAGGAAUGCCUCCUCAUCGGCCGCCAACGAGGCCAUGUCCAUGAUUCUCCGGUUGCAGAGGGAAAAGGCAGAGAUCCAGUUGGAGGCCAGGCAGUUCAAGAUGUUUGCGGAGGAGAGGAUAGCGCAUGACCAGCACGAAGCUCUGGCUCUGGAGGAUUUGUUAUAUAAGAGGGAUCAGGCUAUAAUGUCUCUCACGUGUGCCGUGCAGGCAUACAGGCACAGGAUGAUGAGCUAUGGGCUCACAGAAGCCGAAGCUGAUGAGGACGGGUUUCCGGUUCCAAACAAUUCGAGUGUGUCUGAAGUCUUGGAUCGGCAGCUUGAGUUUCCUCCUUAUGAUUAUCCUCCUCUUAGGUGCAUUUCAAACGAGUCUCGGGCUUAUCCUGAUGGUGAGAAUGGGAGUCCCUAUUUUGAGAAGUACGUGCACGGGGAGACUCCUUGUUCUCGGAAUCAGUUGAAGGAUUUGGAGUAUAGAAUUAAUCAGCUGGAGAGAAGUCCGAAGGUGGUUCAGCCGGAUGGUGAAUUCAGUUGUCCGAAAAAUGUACUCGAGAAGGUGAUAGUUGGUCACUCUCCAAGAACACCGAAGCAUCUCAGGAAGCUUUCUGCCGAUAGCCUGCAAUCACCCUUUGCGGUGGUUAGAGAAAUCGGGCCAGAUUUCUUCAGAGAUUCUCCAAAAUCUGCAAAGAGUUUCAGAAAGAGCGAAUUUUCCUAUAUUCAGGAGAGUUCGAAUUUGGGAAAAGCAGAAACUGGAUCAGAAGCUGGAGAUGAUAUGAGUGACAGAAUUUAUACAAUUGAUUCAGUUUUUCAGAGAGCUCCGUUUAAUUGUCUCGUGGAUUCCAAGACUUCUUUUUGCGCCGGAAUUGAUGAAUGUGCGGUAUCUCCUAAGGAAACACUGAACUCGUCAGAUGCUAGAGAUACAGAGAUCCAGAAGUUGUACGCGAGGCUUCAUGCUCUUGAGGCGGAUCGAGAAUCAAUGAGGCAAGCAAUUAUAUCAAUUGGGACUGAUAAAGCACAAGUGCUGUUGUUGAAGGAAAUGGCUCUAAACUUGUGUAAAGAAAGGCCUCUGGGAAGGAAAAUGCCAGUCAGGAAGGAAUCAGUAAUAGGGAGUUUCUUUUUCAUGUCAUUUUUCAAGCACUGUUAUAGAAAACAAGAUGAGUCGAGCUUGGCACGCGAGUGGCUAGAUAAGCUCAAAAGAUAUGGCAUUAAUUGGAUUCUACCUAUAUUUUUCUGGAGAAGGAAGUCACGCAAAUGCAGGUACAUGUUUGGCUUGUCAGACAAGAAUGCAGGGCUGCUAUUGCUUUUGGAACGUGAUCCUCGUGUUGGAAUAUGGAGAUGCGUUUUAAGCACAGCCAUAAAGUAA
Striga asiatica is the source of this 2227-nucleotide messenger RNA. Lineage: Eukaryota; Viridiplantae; Streptophyta; Magnoliopsida; Lamiales; Orobanchaceae. The record is from the annotation of a GenBank genome assembly.